AUGCGAAACUCUAAAACUAGGUCCUCAUUAAAUGUAUCUUUAUCAACUAAUGAAUCUUCUUUUCGAUGGCAAAAAUGUUCUCAAUGCUUAAAAUCGACACCGUGCACUGUCGAUAAUCAUCAAUGUUCCGAAGAAUUAGAUGGCUUAUUUGUGGAACGUAAUCGAGCAAGACUUCUGAUCCAAGAACAUAAAACUGACUAUUUCAAAGACUUUACAUUACCUUCAUUUAUGCAUACGGAUUGUAUAUUUAUAUCUCCAGAAACUAUGCGUCUACUUGAAGAUAUGCAUCGAAAUGAACAUGCUCUCCUUAUAGCAAUAACAAAAGAUCAACAAAGAUCAUUAAGAAUUGGUUUACUUUGGCCAAACUCAGUGCUAGCCGAUAAUCAAGUAGCUAUUAGUCGUACUGUGAUUGAUCAAUUUUCUGAACAACAAAUGAUUGAGAUUCAAGCUAUUCCAAAAGAUCAUAUUCAAGAUACGGCUAAUAUUACGUUGAGUGCGGUUACCCCUUGCGAAUCGUACAGCACAAAUGAACGUCGUUUAAUCACAAUAUGCUUAAAGUAUCAAUUAGCGAAUCGAAUAGUUUUUUAUGGACAACAAAUAGAUUUUGUUUAUAUUGGUCAAUCAAUUACGUUUCGUAUUGAACAACCAGAUAAUGACAUAAAUCUAAUGAAUUCACUUCAUUCUCUUUCACUGGAUGGUAAUCUUCCAAGUUUUUAUCGAAUUUCUCCAUCGAUAACUUCAAUUAAUAUACAUUUUGAAUCUACGACAUUAAAUAAGAACAAUCAAGUUAAAUCUAUUUCAUUGUCGGAUAUUGGUGGUUUGAAAAAGGAGAAGUCCGAGUUAAUUGAUCUUUUUCUUUCGUCCGCAACAAAUUAUAUUUUACCACGAGGAAUUCUUCUUCAUGGUCCAAAAGGAUGUGGUAAAACUAUGCUUAUUAAUGCCAUUGCACAUGAAAUAUCAGCAAGCAUAAUUCGUAUAAAUCCAUCAGAUGUUUAUAGUCGGCAUUAUGGUGAAAGUGAAACAAAACUUAAACAAUUGUUUGCUCAAACAACGACGGCAAAGAAUGAAAAUGUAAAUAAAAAAUAUUUACUAGUAGUUGAAAAUAUUGAAAGUCUUUGUCCGAAACAAGAACGUAUAACACAACAAUUAGAACGAAGAUUAACAACAACAUUUAUUGAAUUAUUAGAUCGAUAUUUAGAUGGACAAAAAAUAUUUUUAAUAGCAACAACAAGUCGACUGGAUUCUGUUGAUACAGAUUUGAGACGUCCAGGCCGGAUUGAUGAAGAAAUUGAAAUUGGAAUACCGAAUCAGCAAGAUCGACUUGAAAUUUUAAUAGUCAAAUUAGAAAAAAUAUCAAACGAUCUUAAUGAUGAAGAAUUAAAAUUAAUUGCAGAAAGAACACAUGGUUUCAGUGGAUCGGAUUUAGAAAAUUUAUGCAGAAAAGCAAACAAUUACGCCAGAAAAAAUAAACAAACAAACAUAAAUUUAAAUAUCGAACACUUUGAACAUGCUUUAACUGUUAUUCGACCAAGCAGUAUGCGUGAAGUUAUACUUGAAGUACCGAAAGUGAAAUGGUCAGAUAUAGGUGGUCAACAUGAACUAAAACAACGUCUCGAAGAAAUGGUUGUUUGGCCGUUAAAAUAUUCUCAAGCGCUUGACCGACUCAAUGUUCAAGUGCCGAAAGGUAUUUUAAUGUAUGGUCCACCUGGCUGUUCAAAAACGAUGGUUGCAAAAGCUAUUGCUACUGAGUCGGAUCUUAAUUUUAUUGCUGUUAAAGGACCAGAAUUAUUUAGCAAAUGGGUUGGUGAAUCAGAACGAGCUGUACGAGAAUUAUUUCGUCGUGCACGUCUUGCUGCACCAGCAAUAAUAUUUUUCGAUGAAAUAGAUGCUAUUGCUAAUUCCCGAUCAAAUUCAUCGAAUUCGCAGUCCAAUGUCAGUGAUCGUGUUAUUGCUACACUUCUUAUUGAAAUGGAUGGUAUUGAAAAAUUAAAAGGUGUAACAAUUAUUGCAGCUACAAAUCGACCCGAUUGUAUUGAUCCAGCAUUGAUGCGACCUGGACGUUUUGAUCGUCUAGUUUAUGUUCCACUACCCGAUGAACAAACACGCCUAGAAAUCUUUGAAAUUCGAUUUCGUUCUUCACCUAUUCAUUCAAAUAUUCAAAAAGAACGUUUAGUUGAAUUAACGAAAAAUUAUUCAGGUGCAGAAAUAGCUGCUGUUUGUGACGAGGCCGCUUUGAUUGCUUUACGUGAUAAUAUCGAUGCUCCUUAUAUUGAAUGGCAACAUUUUGAACGUGCAUUAAUGUCAGUUAAACCAAGAACCAGUGAGGAACAUAUAAGAAGACUUGAUGCAUUCACAAAACAACAUGGCAAAUGA
Rotaria socialis is the source of this 2373-nucleotide messenger RNA. The record is from the annotation of a GenBank genome assembly. Lineage: Eukaryota; Metazoa; Rotifera; Eurotatoria; Philodinida; Philodinidae.